AUGGACACCCGCAAGAUACAUGAUAUGGCUAUAUUCCCAACGACUGUGCUGAUGAAAGUCUACAACAUUCCGAAAGACGAUGACAAGAAGAAAUCCAAGCUGAAUCCAAGAUACCCUAUCUCGGAGUACCUAUUCUACGGACCAAUUCGCAAUUCCCCGAACGAUCCAUGUUAUCGAGCCGUGCAUUGGGACUCGCUGUAUAAUGCCGAUACAUGUGGCUCCCUUGAGUCAUUCUGGAGCCGGGACAUUCGCGAUACACAGCUUCAUUUUCGAAUCGAAAGGGAACGCCUACGACGCGAAAGUCAACAAUCGGACUUCGCCUCUAUCUUCCCAACGAUUGUUCUAAUAAGCGCACUAUUCGGGAGGGAGUUCCAAGUCACGAUGAUAAUCGCCUUUCUUAGCCUGCUGUGCGGUCCUUUGACUCCGUCGGCGGAUGAGCUCGGGCUAAAAUUCAGUUAUCUGCAACUACCUCGGCCAUUCGAUCCAGACAGUAUAAUCGAUUUCAACUUCUCCACCAAUGUCGACCCAACUCUGUCAGAGGUCGCUCGGUUCUGCGAAGGACUAAGAACAGUCCUAGAAGGCAGUCUUCGCAGGGAGAGGGAACUCGCCGAAACCUUUGGCAGGCUCUCGAUAACAGGAUAA
Messenger RNA from Zasmidium cellare ATCC 36951, 642 nucleotides. RefSeq lists its product as uncharacterized. The transcript has a single exon. The record is from RefSeq and is a predicted model, not a curated record. NCBI's taxonomy places the organism in Eukaryota, Fungi, Ascomycota, Dothideomycetes, Mycosphaerellales, Mycosphaerellaceae. The coding region runs from base 1 to 642 and encodes 213 amino acids.